This is a messenger RNA of Acaromyces ingoldii, 1369 nucleotides long. RefSeq lists its product as hypothetical. Gene Ontology annotation, biological process: lipid metabolic process. The record is from RefSeq and is a predicted model, not a curated record. NCBI's taxonomy places the organism in Eukaryota, Fungi, Basidiomycota, Exobasidiomycetes, Exobasidiales, Cryptobasidiaceae. Gene Ontology annotation, molecular function: phosphoric diester hydrolase activity. The transcript has 2 exons. Bases 68 to 1267 code for a protein of 399 amino acids.
CAAAGAAGUGGACCUAUCCGCUUACCCUUUUCCAUUUCCGACAUCGAUCCUGAUCCUUAGACCUAGGAUGGUGCCCUUCAGAAUCCUUUCCGCGCUGCUGGUCAGCAUCCUCCUUAUUGUCUCUUCUUCGUCCGUUUGCGCAAAACCUUUAACCCCACAUUGGAAACGAGACAUCGGUCGAUAUAUUCGAAUUGGCUACCCCGGCCGGCCCAAGAGUAGCUCCAUCAACGUCAAGAAGCGAGCGACGACAUGCAACGGUUCGUCGGACCUGUGCAACCGCCUCUACUCCAACGUGACAUUCGCCGGUGCGCACAACUCGUACGCUAUUGCCAAUGGCGCUGGUGGGCUGGCUUCCAACCAGAAUGUAUCGCUUGCAGGCCAGCUUAACGCAGGUAUCCGGCUCUUGCAAAGCCAAGCGCACAACAGCACCAAUCAGACAGCCAGUGGAGCGGGGAUUGACCUCUGCCACACAUCCUGCUCCAUCUUCCAAGGCGGAUCACUCGAGUACUACUUGGGCCAAGUCAAGUCCUGGGUUGAUGCCAACCCGACCGAAGUUGUGACACUGCUCAUCGUUAAUUCGGACGGCUCGCCUCCCUCAAAGUUUGCUCAAGCCUUUGAAAGCACGGGCCUGGUUUCCAAAAUGUACCAACCCUCCUCCGGCACAAUCUCUCGUAACAGCUGGCCGACGCUGGGCAGCAUGGUGGACUCUGGUCGCACCGUCGUAGGCUUUCUCUCGACGGAGGCCGACUUCCAGAGCGUAAAUUAUCUCCUCGACGAGUUCUCAAACGUGUGGGAGACACCAUUCGGACAGACCCAAACGCCCUUCAACUGCUCCAUCGACCGUAUCGGCCAAAGCGUCACCGACUCGUCGCAGCUCAUGUACCUUUCAAACCAGUUCUUGGACCAGUCUCUCUUUGGCGGAUCCGGUAGCAGCAGCAGCGGCAGCAGCGGCGAUGCGCUUACCACGCCCGACACGGACGCGUUGGGCACGACAAACUCGGUUGACACGACGCUCUCGACGUCGUACACCUGCGCUUCGGAGCACAACAACGUCAACCCAAACUUCAUUCUGACCGACUAUAGCACGACACCAAGCUACAGCUUUAUGCGUGGCGUGGCCCAGCUCAACGGCGUCAACUACACUGCCCCCAGCAGCAGCGAGGAAGGCGGCGCUAGCGGAGGUAGCAGUGGAUCAUCAGCAUCCUCUCUUCCUUCUCACGUUCUUGGUGCUGCCGUAGUCAUGCUCGCGGCUCUCUUUAUCAUCUGAAAGCUCAAUCGCCAUCGAAAGGACUUCCCCCCACGCCAACCCCUGUAGCAUCUCUUGGACAUUGCAUUUUCUCAUGAUGAAAUGAAAGUACACGAUUCAGUC